Molecule: messenger RNA, 866 nt
Organism: Rana temporaria (common frog)
Lineage: Eukaryota; Metazoa; Chordata; Amphibia; Anura; Ranidae
Product: phospholipase A2 inhibitor and Ly6/PLAUR domain-containing protein-like
Exons: 6
Coding region: 259-858 (199 amino acids)
Source: RefSeq, a predicted model, not a curated record
UCCGGUUUCCUCCACCACAGGAGGGAGGAGAUCGAGGAGAGGGCGGGGGAUGGGAAUAAAAGAGAGAGAGUUCAGAAUGUAGAACAAUUGGUGGGAAAUCGUUGUGGGCUGAGGGUGGUGAGGGGGGAUGAAUCAGCCGGACGGUUCUUUGUAAGACGGAGAGAGAAAGUUCUGUCCCUCUUCCGGACGGACGAACGUCAAUUUGGUUGGAUCGUCACCCACCGAACGCCGCCGCCCAAGGAAGAGAAAACAUCGAGAAUGACGACUAUUUUUUGGAUUCUCCCGAUCUUUUUGGCUCUGGUACCAUCUGGUUCCUCGCUGUCCUGUGGGCUAUGCGGGACUACAAGCGACACUUCAUGCACCGGCCCCUCCAAGGCUUGUCUUCCCGGCUCUGCCUGUCUGGUUACCUACACCUCGUUUGAAACAGGAGGCUACCCCUGGGCUCUGUACACCCUGUCAUGCGGCGCUCAGAAGGUAUGCGGAUUAACUGGCACUGCCAGCCAUCCCGUGGAUGGGAGGGUAAGAAUGGCGACUUCCUGCUGCACCACCGACAACUGCGUCCCGGACUUACCCACCUUGCCGGAGGCCAGCUCGGUAUGGAACGGUUUGGUGUGUCCAUCCUGCGUGAGUGCCAAAUCCACCUUCUGUUCUGCUUCUACGACCUUGAAAUGCAAAGGCAAUGAGACCAUGUGUGUUACACAGAGUGUGAAAAACUCAGCCGUAUCGGUAGCAACAAGUUUUCGUGGUUGUGCCUCACAAUCCCUCUGUGACGUCUACGGCCGCACGUCUGACGGAGAGGAUGAAGGAAUUACCUAUACCUGCACUAGUGGGAACAUAAGUCUCAAAAAAAGCUUCUAAAGCCCGCC